GUCAUCAGACUUCUACGUUAGAGUUUUCCUUUGUCACUGACUGACAUUUUACGUGGAUAAACCUACGUCCACGAGGUCUAAUUCGCCGUCAGAAUGGUGAAUUUCUGUCCACGGUGUGGUACAAAGUUGCAUCCUGGUUUUAAAUUUUGUCCGUCUUGUGGCGAUAAACUCCCAACAGAAGAGCCAGCAGAACCUGAAACUUCACAACCAUCAGAUCCGUUUUCAGACUCUGUGCUUCAUCCUGCGGGCGUUAAAGAAGGUAAAUUUUUAAGUCCUGCUGAGGACUCCCACAUUGCACUGAUUCACCCAUAUUUGCGUUCACCACGACGAAAGGCCUUGAGUGGCACACCCACAGAAACUGUAGAAUGUGCAGAUAAGGUGUCUUUGUCAUCUCCUAAAAUAGGGAAAGGAUCCCCUCAGGUUAAAGAACAAGAGGGAUAUCAGACUUCUUCAGUCACACUUCCAAGUCCAGGUAAGUAUUUUACGUCACCUCGAAAACAUAAGACUUCCCCCCAGAUUAAGGACGAGGAGGCAAAGCAAACCUCUUCUGUUAUAUUGCAAAGCCCAGUUAAAUGCAAAUCCAGGAAGCAGGUGUGUGCUGUUGAGCCUAUUCUGGAAGGCACAGUGGUUUGUGACCAAAAGUGGAAGCUGGUAGAACUGUUGUGGCAAACAGAUUUAGACAUUACUUAUGCAGUGUGCCCGGCUAAUCAGCACUUGGACUCAAAUGGAUGCAAACACAUCUUGAGACUGGGUGCUAAAGAAGGACACCUGUUCAAUGAGCAGAAUUUUCAUCUGAGAGCAGCCAAACCUGAUGCAGUGGAUAAAUGGUUGAAAUUGCACAAAAUGGACUUCCUUGGGAUCCCAUCCUGUGAGGGAUUUGGCCUUUACGAAUCAUACAGGUUUUUAGUUUUCCCAAGCAUGGACCAAACUCUACAGUCGGUCAUUGAUGAAGGGACUGGUUCUCUAUCUGAGAAAACUGCUCUCCAGCUGGCACUACGACUAUUGGAUUCACUUGAAUUUAUCCACGAGAAGGAGUAUGCUCAUGCAGACAUCCAUGCAGGAAAUAUUUACAUCAACACUGACAGUCACACAGAGGUUUUCUUAUCUGGCUUUGGGCAUGCAUUUAGGUUUUGCCCUGGUGGAAAGCAUGUGGAAUACCGGCAGGGUAGCCGCAUCGCUGACCAGGGUAACCUCAACUUCAUCAGCCUGGAUUCUCACAAGGGGGUUGGUCCCUCUUGUCGCAGUGACCUUCAGUCUUUAGGUUACUGCAUGUUGUCUUGGAUGACGGGCACAUUACCCUGGAGUCCCCUCACUCACACAAGCUCCACUAUUGCUACAGAAAAGGAGAGGUAUAUUUCUGAUUUCACUGGACUUGUGAGUGUCUGUUACAAAAAGAAGAAAGUUUCCAGUGCAUUACUAGAAUACUUGUCCAAUGUGAUGACCCUGCAGUACACGGAGAAGCCAGACUACUCACUUCUGAAAGCUAGGCUUCGUGAGGGCUUGCAGAAGAUGGGUGGGAGUCUAAAGGAACCGCUGGAUCUGCAGGUGAAACCAUAAUGAGAACAGUAAACAGACAUGAAAUUUGAAUGUAAUUGUUUUUAUGGGAUGUUUAAGAGAGCUUUAUGUUUUUAAAAGCAACUUUUUUUUUUUCUUUUUUUUAUUGCUGUUUUUACAAUAUUUUAACACCAAUUUUGUCUUUUUUGUCGUUUUCUUUCACUCAGUGGUGUGUAAUUGCUGUGAUAAAGCUAUUUUAAGCUGCAAAUGUGAAUAUUGCUAUUUUGCCAUUUUAUCCGGGUUUUUUUUUAUCUUGUUUUACACUCACAUUUCACUUUAUUAGCCCAUCUGCCUCCAGGUUUGGCAUUCUGAGAUGCUAUUCUGCUCCUUACAAUUGUGCAGAGUGGUUAUCUGAGUUACCGUAGCCUUUGUCAGCUUGAACCAGUCUGGGCAUCUUUCAUCAACAAGGCAUUUCCGUCCACAGAACUGCCGCUCACUGGAUGUUUCUUGUUUUUGGUACCAUUCUGAGUAAACUCUAGAGACUGUUGUGUGUGAAAAUAUCAGGAGAUCAGCAGUUAAAGAAAUACUCAAACCAGCCCAUCUGGCACGAACAAUCAUAGCACGAUCAAAUCACUGAGAUCACAUUUGUUUCCCCAUUCUGAUGAUUGAUAUUAAUAUUAACUGAAGCUCCUGACCCCAUACCUGCACGAUUUUAUGCAUUUCACUGCUGAUACAUUAUUGGCUGAUUAGGUAAUCGCAUGAAUAUGUAGGUGUACAGGUGUAUCUAAUAAAGUGCUCAUUGAGUGUAUAUUUUACACUUUUUCUUUUUUUUUUUUUUUUUUUUGCAUGUUUGGGAAAGAAAAUGUUAUGAAUAUCCUUUCUCAUGUAU
This is a messenger RNA of Xyrauchen texanus (razorback sucker), 2383 nucleotides long. RefSeq names its product inactive serine/threonine-protein kinase VRK3-like. The record is from RefSeq and is a predicted model, not a curated record. Gene Ontology annotation, cellular component: cytoplasm; nucleus. Lineage: Eukaryota; Metazoa; Chordata; Actinopteri; Cypriniformes; Catostomidae. Gene Ontology annotation, biological process: peptidyl-serine phosphorylation; signal transduction. Gene Ontology annotation, molecular function: protein serine/threonine kinase activity; ATP binding.